This is a messenger RNA of Rotaria socialis, 1671 nucleotides long. NCBI's taxonomy places the organism in Eukaryota, Metazoa, Rotifera, Eurotatoria, Philodinida, Philodinidae. The record is from the annotation of a GenBank genome assembly.
AUGUCUUCAUUGGCGACAAUAAUUAAAGAUGACGCAUUGGCAUCUACUCUACGUAUUGGAUUUUAUAGCUUAACUGCUUGCUCAGUCGUUGGCAUUGCAGCUUACAUAGGAUACAAAGCAGCUAGCCCUAAUCAAACUUAUGCCCUUAAAAGUCGUCAUCCAGAGUCCAAUGAUCAAAUUGAAAAAGUCCUCGAAUCUUUACGUCUUGAUGAUGAAAAACUGCGUCAAAUCAUGCAAUUACUUGAGCAAGAAAUGGAGGCUGGUCUCUCUCCAGCUACACAUAAAAAUGCGGAUAUUAAAAUGUUUCCUACCUAUGUUAGAAAUAUCGCCGAUGGCUCAGAAGUUGGUCAGGUUCUUGCAUUAGAUUUAGGUGGAACGAAUUUUCGUGUUCUACUCGUUACUUUGUUACCACAACCAAAAAUUGAUUUAAAAUCAAAGAUAUUCGUCAUACCACAAUCAAUUAUGCUUGGCCCAGGUGUCAAUCUCUUUCGUCAUCUUGCUGACUGUCUUUUGGAUUUUAUGAAAAAAGAAAACCUUGAUAAACCCGAUGUUCAUUAUCCAUUAGGAUUUACAUUCUCAUUUCCGUGUAAACAAGAAGGUCUUGCAUCCGCCCGAUUAACAUCUUGGACUAAAGGUUUUACAUGUUCCGAUGUUGUCAACAGUGAUGUUGUUAAAAUGCUACAAGAUGCCAUUGAUGAAAAACAUAUCAAUGUAAAAUGUGUUGCCCUUGUUAAUGACACUGUUGGGACAUUGAUGGCGUGCGCAUACAAAGACCAAAAUACAGCCAUCGGUCUUAUAUUAGGAACGGGUACAAAUGCAUGUUACAUGGAAAAACUAGACCGUGUCGGUACUUGGGAUGGAGAUUACAAUGAACCAAAACAAGUCAUUAUAAAUAUGGAAUGGGGAGCGUUCGGUAAUAAUAAUCGUUUAAAUCAUAUUCGAACAAAGUACGACGAAGAAGUUGAUUUAUCAUCUGUCAACCCUGGCAAGCAAAUUUUUGAGAAAAUGAUUAGUGGAAUGUACAUGGGUGAAAUUGUUCGUUUAAUUAUACUUGAUUUAAUGCAGCAAGAUCUAAUAUUUAUUGGUCAACGUGAUGGUUAUGGCGAUUAUCGUACGCCUCUGUUUACACGUGGUGGUUUCUAUACUAAAUUUGUUAGUACUGUCGAAACAGACGAAGGCAUUGCAUUUGCCAAUACAAGACGUGUUCUUGAAGAUAUGGGUAUUAGGAAUCCAACAUUCGAUGAUUGUGCAAUUAUACAACAUAUUUGCAAAAAUGUAUCUAAACGAGCUGCAAAAUUAGCUGGCGCAUGUCUCACUGUCAUAAUUAAUCGAAUCAAUAAACCGAACGUGACAGUUGGUGUUGACGGUUCUCUGUAUCGAUAUCAUCCCAGAUUUAAACGAAACAUGGAAAAAUGUAUGAAAAAUCUCGUCAAUAAAAACAUCAAAUUCAAAUUAACAUUGUCCGAUGAUGGCAGUGGCAAAGGAGCAGCUCUCAUCGCUAUUGUCGCUGAUCGUUUUCAAAAGAACCAAAUGAAAACUUUAGUAAGCUUCGACGAAAAUGACGAAGAAGAAGAAGAAGCUCGUAGUCAUCCUCAAUCACGCCCAUCCAAACCUAUAACAUUCAAUACUCAAUCUGUCCCUAGUACAUUCAACAGAGCGACGGUAUCUUAA